Messenger RNA from Selaginella moellendorffii, 1705 nucleotides. RefSeq lists its product as uncharacterized. The record is from RefSeq and is a predicted model, not a curated record. The coding region runs from base 222 to 950 and encodes 242 amino acids. NCBI's taxonomy places the organism in Eukaryota, Viridiplantae, Streptophyta, Lycopodiopsida, Selaginellales, Selaginellaceae. The transcript is spliced from 5 exons.
AGAGAUGCUCUAUCCGCGAGGAUGAGAUCGUAGCUCUCGCGUUCUUUAAACCCUAUCCUGUGUGAAAUUUCUUUUCUCGGGAUGAUCCUGGUAGCGCUGCUGGCGGAUCUUUUGGGCGCUUGCUAUAUUCUUUUCUCCUCUGUCGUGAUCCAGCUCGUGAAUGAGUUUCCAAUCUCGAGCCGCGUGCGACGGAUGAUCUUGGAGCGCCUGGUGUCCGGAGGAUGGAGAUAGCAGCGCUAGGGCACGAUCGCGGGCAUGGAGACGCCGCCGCGGAGGAUCGGCCGCGCGAUUUGCAGAAGGAUAAAGCGCACGGCACUGACGCGAUCGUCGAGCCGAUCGAUCGAGCAGCUGGAGAGGAUGUAUCCGCCAGGCGCGCAUUGGCUUUCGCGGCGAGGAAGACGAAAGCUGCUGCGGAUGCCGCCACUCAGCGAGCGGCAGACGCCGCCGCGCAAGAGCAAGGUAGUAUGAGACAGGGCGAAAUCACUGGUUUGCAAGCAGCGCGGCAAAAUGCGGCUGUGGAGCAAGCUUCUCAAGUAGCCGCGGUCUAUUCUCCAGCCAAGAAGAAACAAACUAAGUUGGUACCCACUGCUCAAGCGCCGGUUCCACCAGGAAUUCCUCCACAGUGUCCUGCUCCUACUGCUGCUAUCCAGGCACCGAUACCAGCAGUAACUUCAUCCGGUAGAGUCGAAGGAAUGGAAUGCCAAAAGUUUCUCUACGAGGUGGCGAAUCAAACAGCUAGGAGUGCGACUGCCCAGAUGGCUGCCGCUGAGAAUCUCGCGACAAAUGCUCGAGACACUGGUACUAGACAGGAAGCGAAAGAUCAGGGUACGAAAGCGCAGAAGAAUAUGGGAUUAGCCAAACAAAUGGCGGAGGCUGCACAGUCGCCUGCUGUAGCUGUCCAAGCCGUCGCUGCCAUCCAGAAAGCCUGUUCCAAUAAACACGAGUCCUGAGACUGCAACCCAAAGGAUUUGAACCACGAACGUUAUCCAGAAGAAAUCUAUAUGCUCUUCUAGAAAUCGAUGGCUAUGGUGCUCCCUUCCGCCAGUCCAGCAGCAGCAACUCUUGGUGUUCUCGGAUCAUUUCACAAGCGUACGCUUGCUACUCAGUCGCUCAAUUUUUACACGGCACGAUCGCUGCUAAGGUUUGAACCACUGUCAGCUCAGAUCCGAGGGAGAAGCCGCCAUAGCUUGAUCCGAGCAGCAGCAUCAUCAACAGGGCCAUCUUCGGAGAGAAAAGAGGAAGUGUUCUUCGAUGGUGGUCCACAUUACGGUGAUCUGGUAGCCAACUUGGUGUUUGGCUUCACGCUUUUCUGGCUACCAUUGACAGUCGCAGCGGUGUUCCGGGCCUUGUUCUUGAGGUACAGGUUCACAACCUACAGAGUGACUAUUCUUUCGGGAUUAACAGGUGGUGAUAGGAAAGACUUCAAGUAUGACGCGAUCAAGGACGUCAAGUAUGUCCCACGAUUCAUCGGCGAGUGGGGCGACGUUGUGAUCACUCUCAAGGAUGACACCAAGGUGGAGCUCAAAUCCUUGCCCAGAUUCAGAGAGAUCGCAAAGUUCUGUCUAGACAAGUCUGGAGUUUCCGGUGGCGGCUCUGUGGAAGAGAUGGAAGUCAAGAAGAGGGGAUUUUCGUGAAGCUUUAGAGUUUGAGACGAAGUAUGAGAUGUGUUGCUUCCGAGGGAAAAGAAAAAACUUUACGUUCAGUA